Molecule: messenger RNA, 1353 nt
Organism: Camellia sinensis
Lineage: Eukaryota; Viridiplantae; Streptophyta; Magnoliopsida; Ericales; Theaceae
Source: RefSeq, a predicted model, not a curated record
AUGCGUUUUGCCUUCCAUGUUUUCUUUUUACUAAGCCAACUGGACGCCCUAGAUCUAGUGCUUUUACAGUCAAGGGAUUUUCUUCUUGGAAGAAAGUCAAUAAUUGAUAAGAAUGGGCGUCGUUUUUUAGAUUCUUGGUACAAGUUAUUUCCGGAUUGGUUGGAAUACUCUCCAACAAAAAAUCAUGCGUUUUGCCUUCCAUGUUUUCUUUUUACUAAGCCAACUGGACGCCCUAGAUCUAGUGCUUUUACAAUCGAGGGAUUUUCUUCUUGGAAGAAAGUCAAUGAAGGGAAGAACUGUCCUUUGUUAUCGCAUAUGGGCAAGGAUCCUAACUCAUCGCAUAGAGUUGCUAUCAAAUGUUGUUGUGAUUUAACAAAUCAAGCGCAACAUAUUGAGGCAAUUAUUGAAAAACAAACUUUCAUACAAAUUGCUAGAAAUCGUUUGCGAUUGAAGACCUCGAUAGAUGUGAUUAAAUGGUUAACAUUCCAAGCAUGCGCUUUCAGAGGUCGUGAUGAACGCCACGAAUCUAACAACCGAGGGAAUGUUAUUGAGUUGAUAAAGCUCUUAGCUUCUUAUAAUGAGGAUGUGGCAGCAGUGGUUUUGGAAAAUGCUCCUCAAAAUGCUUCCUAUCAUUCCCAUGGGAUUCAAAAGCAGAUUCUUAGUAUUUUCUCUAAUAAGAUACAAAGAUUCAUUCGUGAGGAGAUUAAUGAUGGGAAGUUUUGCAUUCUAGUUGAUGAAUCUGAAGAUGAAUCGAAAAGAGAGCAAAUGGCAAUUGUUUUGAGAUUUGUUGAUAAAUAUGGUUUUAUAAAAGAGCGUUUCUUUGACAUAGUUCAUAUGUUAGAUACCACGUCAGCAACUUUGAAAGAAGAAAUUUGUAUUGUCCUUUCUCGUCAUAACCUUAGUGUGCAAAAUAUUCGUGGUCAAGGAUAUGAUGGUGCCAUAGGAGCAUCUAAACAGGUUAUAUCUAUCAAUCAAUUUUUCUCUUACUUGACUCAAGCAAUUAAUAUAGUUGGCUCAUCUUGCAAAAGACAUGAUCAAUUAAGAGCUGCUCAGGCUGCAGAUAUUGCUGAAAAGCUUGCCAUUGAUGAUGAAUUUAAGACUGGUAAAGGAAAAAAUCAGAUUGGAACAUUGAAACGAGUUGGAGAUACCCGAUGGGGUUCUCAUUUGGGUUCCAUUUGUAGUUUGAUAAACAUGUUCAGUGCUACUUAUGCAGUCCUAAGAAACAUAAUUAAUGAUGGAAGCAAAUCGAAUCAACGAGCUGAGGCAGAUGGAGUUUAUGAUUCCAUUACAUCUUUUGAGUUUGUCUUCAUCUUACAUCUUAUGAGGGAUAUCAUGGAGAUCAAGAUAUAUUAA